AUGGAGCUGGAUGAAUAUCGGCGCUAUGGGAAGGAGUUGGUGGACUACAUUGCGGAAUAUAUGAGAACGGUGCGCCAGCGCCGCGUUUUCCCGGAUGUGAAGCCCGGGUUCCUGCGGCCCCUGAUCCCGAUGUCUGCUCCCCAGGACCCCGAGAGCUGGAGUAGCAUCUUCGCCGACAUUGAGAGGGUCAUUAUGCCUGGGCUCGUCCACUGGCAAAGCCCGCACAUGCACGCUUACUUCCCGGCUCUCUGCUCCUGGCCAUCGCUGCUCGGGGACAUGUUGUCGGAUGCCGUGAACUGCUUGGGAUUCACCUGGGCCUCUAACCCCAUCUGUACCGAGCUGGAGAUGUGUGUGUUGGAUUGGCUGGCAACCAUGCUGGGUCUCCCCAGUCAGUUCCUGCACUAUCACCCUGAGAGCCAUGGAGGGGGAGUGCUGCAGAGCACGGUCAGCGAGUCAACACUGAUUGCUAUGCUGGCUGCAAGAAAGGCCAAGAUUGCUCAGCUAAAGAGCAGUGAGCCGAACACAGAUGAUGCUGUGCUCACCUCCCGUCUUGUGGCAUAUGCCUCGGACCAGGCCCACUCCUCGGUGCAGAAAGGUGCUCUCAUUGCUUUAGUGAAACUCCGCUUACUGGAGACAGGUGGUGACUUCUCUCUACGAGCUGUGACUCUGAUGCAAGCGUUGGAAGCUGAUCGAAAACGUGGUCUUGUUCCAUUCUUUCUCUGUGCCACAUUGGGAACUACGGGUGUGUGCGCAUUCGAUUGCCUGAACGAACUUGGACCCCUCUGUACCCGGGAAGGUCUGUGGCUUCACGUAGAUGCAGCGUACGCCGGCGCCGCCCUGGUGUGUCCCGAGCUCCGCGACUGUCUCCGGGGGGUGCAGCACGCCGACUCGUUCACGUUCAACCCUGCCAAAUGGAUGAUGGUUCACUUUGACUGCGCCGCGCUCUGGUGAGUCCGUUCUGCACCCCGGCCCACUGAUCAGCGCCAUACACCCACUGCCCCAAACAUUCCCCAUCUUGGCUCCCGCUGCGCUUGGAGAUUGGCGCAGCUCUACGCGAAUGAGCCAAGCUCCGAGGCUAUUCCUUCCACAGCCAUCUGCCCUCUGCUAUCACCGAGGCUGUUCCUUCCACGGCCUCUCCCCGCGGCCAUUCAUUCCAAAGCACUCCUCUCUGCUAUCCCUGUUGCCAUUUUGCUAACUCGCAACCACAGCCAUCUCCCAACCGCGAUCCCCGCGGUCACUCCUAUCCUCUAUGGACACAACUUCCGUAGCCAUUUUCCCGCUUCUAUCCCAGCAACCACUCUUACCAGACCACCCCACCCGCUGCUAUCUCCCGCGGCCAUUCUCCCCUCCACCUGCCUAGCCCAGGCCUGUUUCCCGCAGGGUCAGAGACCAGUGGAAGCUGCAGCAGACGCUCCGAGUGGGUGCCACCUACCUGCAACACGCCGACUCGGGAACGACCGUGGAC
This is a messenger RNA of Hypanus sabinus (Atlantic stingray), 1465 nucleotides long. RefSeq names its product histidine decarboxylase-like. The record is from RefSeq and is a predicted model, not a curated record. The coding region runs from base 1 to 951 and encodes 316 amino acids. Gene Ontology annotation, molecular function: histidine decarboxylase activity; pyridoxal phosphate binding. NCBI's taxonomy places the organism in Eukaryota, Metazoa, Chordata, Chondrichthyes, Myliobatiformes, Dasyatidae. The transcript is spliced from 8 exons. Gene Ontology annotation, biological process: L-histidine catabolic process; histamine biosynthetic process.